UCCACCUGUCUCUUCCUGCAGUCACUGUGCUCCCGUCUUCAAAGAAAGCGUCCUCUGCUAAUGAUGAGUCUCAAGCAUACAAAGACCAGUGUAUGGUGACUCCUGACCCCGGUCCCUGCCGCGCUGCCUUCCCCGUGUUCUACUACGACCCAGACACCAAAACCUGUCAGUCAUUCAUGUAUGGCGGGUGUCGCGGCAACCAGAACCGCUACAACAGGGUGGAUGAGUGUAUGAGCCGCUGCAGUGAUGGUGUGUUCGACAGCCACGGCAGAUCUCGCAACCGUUGGACUGCAGCUGUCUUCCUCUUCGUCACCGUGGCAGCGAUCUCUGCUCUUCUCCUGGCGACGCUCAUCAUCAUCACGCUGAGACGGCACGGCGGUCUGUCCCGCCGGGCUUCGUCUUUCAGUGAUAAGGAGGAGCUGCUUCCAGGUCCAGAUGAGCAGUCCUCAGUGGAGUCUCUGACAGUCCCAGAGAGUCCCAAACCGAACCAGGCCUGAGGGGUUAGUUUGUUUUCUCCACCUCAGAACUGAGUUUAACAGAUGUUAUUCAUGUGAAUCAGAUGUUGAUUGAUUGUUGAUUGAUGAUCUUUGAUCUCAGGAAUAAAAUCUGGAUCAGCUCUGUGUUGGAUUUAGAAGAAGUAGUCUUCAGUGGGGGGUCGGAGGGAAAUCACAUUUUUCUUUUUCUGUCAGCAGGUUGAUUUUGUCUCAGGAACCUACCUGAUCAUCUGUAUCGAUUCAGCCCUUAUUGAUAAUUGAUUAUUGUCAUUUCUAAUUCACAAUAAAGGAUCCAUCUUCUCUUCCUCCUUGAGGCUCAUAUGAUCACAUCGAUGCUCUCGUGUCUGUAUGCUCAACAGCUGCUAGGUUAGCAUAAAGACUGUAAACGGCUAGCUUAGCUUAGCAUAAAGACAUCUGGCAGUCAGAGAGGAAGAGAAGAGGAUCUGUGCUAAAAUCAGAGUGUGAGCUGAUGUGAUGGUCUGAUAUUGAACCUGCUGUGAUGUUGAUUAUUAAUAUUAUUAUUUUAAUAAUACAUUCAGGCUCAGAUUAUAAUCACGUGUUGGGUAUUUUUUAAAUUUCUGUAGUUGUAGGUUUUAUUUUUCUGCCUGCUACCGUUGAUUAAAUCAAAUACAAUGAUCAAUUAAAUUACUUUAAACUGUCAUUUGAAGUCAUUUAUGAAGUGAAUAAUUAUCACUAAUCAUUUUUAGUUUCUGUAAUGUUUUCUGUUAAUCGUAAACUGAUCUGUGUGUUGUGAAGAUGUCAGUUUAAGAAGGAGGUUUAACACCACUUUUUAUGAACAAAACCAUUAAAUGUGUGUUUUUAAGAAGCUGUAACAGAAAUAAAGUCUUGAGUUUGUCCACCCGGA
Morone saxatilis (striped sea-bass) is the source of this 1359-nucleotide messenger RNA. RefSeq names its product kunitz-type protease inhibitor 2-like. Lineage: Eukaryota; Metazoa; Chordata; Actinopteri; Moronidae. Gene Ontology annotation, molecular function: serine-type endopeptidase inhibitor activity. The transcript is spliced from 5 exons. The record is from RefSeq and is a predicted model, not a curated record. Bases 93 to 497 code for a protein of 134 amino acids.